Messenger RNA from Schistosoma spindalis, 4440 nucleotides. Lineage: Eukaryota; Metazoa; Platyhelminthes; Trematoda; Strigeidida; Schistosomatidae. The record is from the annotation of a GenBank genome assembly.
GAAAACUUCAUCUAUCUGUGUCAAUGGGGUAUGGCAACUUGAACUGAUGUACAUAAGUACAGGUUUUACAUUGUGACUGGCUGUCUUGCUGGCGGAUUUUUAUACCUGUUUGCUUAAUAAGCCUGAGUUGUUGCCUAUUGUUACCUAUCGCGACUGCCAUUACUUUCUUUUCUGUUAUUGCCACUCUUUCUGCUCACAUGUAUUACGUGAACUUUUUAUCAUCCUACGUUUAAGCUGCAACUCUCCUUGUCUAGUUCAAUGCUAAACGGGAUGAGUUCUGUAGACGAAACCACUACCUUUGCUGUUUCUACAGUUGUUUGAAUAUCGUACCAAACCACUUCGAGUUUCACUUUCAUGGUUGAUUAACUCGUUCUAUAAUUGUUCCUGAAAUAUAUUCUUAAUUUUUUUAAAAGCUGUACUUUAAUUUGUUUUCUUAAUGUGGCUUUUCUUCAUUUAGUAAGACGCAGACAAAUAUAUGUUUGAACUAGAGUGUUAUCUGAGUCUAAACAUGUGGUCCAGAAUAAGCGACAUUUUUUAAACGAGCUCCUCCAAUGAUGACUAAUGGCAAUGUGAUCUAAUUGAGUCUAUCAGUAGUAGUGGCUUUAUGAACUGAUGUUACAAUUUGUUCUAGUUGUCUUGACUGUAUUGCAACCUUGUGAUAUGAUGGAAAGAAAAGUCAAUUUUCGAUUGAUUUACUCAUCAUGAGUUUUGUUCAAGAUUACUCCCGUUUUGAUUCAAUGUAAUGAUUACUCAAUGUAGUAUUUGUUUUCUUUUCUCAUAUGACAUUUUAUUCUGUAUAAUAUACGCUAUUCUUGUAUUCCGUCGAUCUGAACUAUGCUCAGUUUGUGAUUUAUUAUAACUCGGAGUAUUUUUCAUAUAUGUGAUUUCAUUCUAAUUGUUAAUCAAAAUGGGUGUAAAAUCAAUAUAUCAACCAGUGUAUUUUAGACUACGAUCAUCAUCAUUAUCAUCAUCAUCAUCAUCGUUUUCGUCGUCGUCAUAGUGUUUUGGGGCUAAUAAAUCUUCACUUAUACCAGUCUUGUGUUCUUACUUUUGCAUCGUGGAAAUUGCAGAGGUCCCUCGUUCCACGUAUAAGUGAUCAGCGUUUUUCCGGCACAACAAUCAACGACGACCAAACCUAACACUUCGUCUAGGCGUCUUUGUACAUAGGAACAAAUAGUUGAUUUUCGGAAUGAAACUUCAGAAAAAAAUGUAUUAUAUUCUACAUGAUCUAUUCACUAUUGAAUACCCUUUCACUAAUUAAUUAUUCCAUCAAUCCGUUUAGUACCUUUGCUCAUACAAGUCAGACCUGUCGGUUUUUUUUCUUAUUAAACAUAUCAGUUAUUCUAUGUUUAAUUGUCUGAUACAUGUAAAGUUGUGAGCAUAAGUCCUCUUUUAGUUAACACUACUGCUAUUUUGUAAAUAUCUUACCGUUUCAAUCGUGAAAAUUUUAGUCGUCGCUUAAUAGAUUUAUGAAUUAUUCGUUAUUACGUAUCGUAAAGAUAACCUAUUUUUUAGGUGUUGAAUUUUAAUAUUUUUUUACUUUCAAUUUCCGUCCGUAAUAUAAUUUAUUAACUGUUUACUCUCGAACAGAUGUUUCGCGAAAAUCAAUGGUACCUAUUACGUUGUGUCAGUUAUUUUCUCAAACAUAAGUGACUGGGUGUAUCCGGAUUCAGUCUCUUAUCGGUUCAUGAGCGAACAAAUGUGUGGGUCAGAUAUGUGCAUUGAGGCUGCUAAUCAAGGCUACAUGCUGUGUGAUGCCGGGAUCCAUGAUUGCUACGUAGUAAAUAACUCUUAUCAAUGUAAGAAAGGAGUUCCACUAAUAGAUUCCUGUGAGUAUUUGGCUAAAGAUUUAAAUUGGUCUUGUCCACAUGUUUCCAGAAAUUCCCCUGAAAUAGCCGAAUACGGACGGAGCCUCCAUAGUGUUUCCUACAACGCCAAAACUCUGUAUCGCAUAAAUCCAGAUUAUAUUUUGAAUUUCACAUCUAAAUUCACCGAUCAUGUGAUUAGACAACAGCUUGCUCGCAACAGUGUUUCUGAACGUCGUUCAAUUGCUAGUCAGUUACUUGACAGCAUGAGGUUUGCAUUAGAUAUGUCUCCAACCAUUGUUGCAUCCGGUUAUAAUUGGUCUACAAACUCUACUGCGAAUUCAGAAUUUCUGUCGACUUCAGUUUCCAAAAAACUGCAAAUAAUCUCCGUAUUUCUCCAUUUAAUCGCGGAGAUCGCCCGCCAAACCCCUUCUGUUAUCGAUUUAUUAAGAUCCGGCAAAGAAUCUGAAAGGAGUUUACGGUUUUGGCAUUUAUCUUCAGAUACAGGCAAUAUAACAAUGAAUAGUUCGCAAGGGAAGGUGAUCAAGUUUUCCAUUACACCAAAGCAAUCAGAAAUGCAUGAUACUUUUAUCGCUGUAAUCCCAGCUGCCAACUUUCCAGGAGUUCUUCUGACACAACUAGACAAUAUCAAAAAAGUGACAACACCUUCCUUAGACUCAGAUGUUGUAUUGGUCGACACAAACAAUCGUCUGUCUUUCACUCUAUCUGUGGAUUUAUCUCAGAAACCGAAUAUCACUGUAUCAUGUGAACAACUAAAACAGAAUCCCGAGUUUAAAGAAUUGUGGAGUGAUGGAAAUUGCAAAACAAUUGUUGUUGGUUCUAAUUUUGAAUGCCAAUGUCUUCCAGCUCAGGGUGGAACAUUCGCGAUCGCUUUGGUUUACUGGUUAGGGUCGUCGCAUAUUCCAUUAACACAUGUGUACUCCAUAAGUAUUGUUAAUUAUAUUUUUACUUUCGUAACUAUUGUCGCUUUAUUCCUGUUUCUAAUAUUCACUCGUUUCAUUGGAGUUUUCCGGUUGGAUCAAUUCAACAUAGCGUUUUGUUUAAUGGUUAGCGCAAUUGUUUCUUUGGCGAUUCCACAUACAACUGACAGGCAACCAAUUUUGUGCACUAUCAUCGCUGUUGCUGUUUGCUAUUUUCCGUUGGCUGCUUUUUCAUGGAAAUUCAUAUUUGGGUUGAAUACAUUAAUAUUAAUCAUUGCACCACAUUCUCGAUACCAUGACCUUGUUUCUAAACCGAAAAAUUGUUUGCCAUUAGUAUGGAUAGGUUAUUUGAGUCCUGCAAUUAUUAUUGGCACAUGGUUUGGCUACACAGGAGAAGUUAGUAACAGUGGUCUCUGCAUUGGUCCCAAAACUCUCCGUUGGUCUUUUGUUGGUCCAAUAACAACAGUUGUUACUUUUAACUUCGUUAUUUUGUUUGUAGUUGGUCUAGUCCUUCUCAGAAAUUAUCUUGUUACUCGCAAGAGUAAACUAAAUAAAACAACACACUUUUUAGUGCUGACGCAGUUGAUGCUAACGUUAGGAAUUCCAUACAUCGCAAUUUACAUUCAGCUAUUGGACGCUUUCACUAUGCUAAUUGUUGUACCAGUUGCGAUGGCUCUAACAGCCGUACUUAUGUUUCUCCUGGUCGCCGUUUUUGAUGAGGAAAAUCGUCAUUUACUACGAUCCUUCAUUUACACACAUAUCGCACGUUCAAGCGAGCACAGCUCUGGAACAAUGGCAUUGAGAAAUCAAUGCAGGGGAGAAAUUGAGUCAAAGUUUAGAAAAUCUUCUCUCCAUCAUAUGGAGCGGGAUCACUUUUCGUCAAAUUAUUUAAGCACACACGCUUUACGCAACCCAGAUAACGGAAAAAGUGCCUAUCAACAUGAUAACACAAUUAGAAGGAAAACACAAGAAUAUAGUUCAACUAUUGCCUCACCUGAAACUGGUAAUUCAGUUGUACUUUGCGAUUCGGGACAACUAAAUGGGGAGUUAUUUAAUGGCAUUUCGUGCACUGAAGAAGAUCACACAGUCAAUAGUAUAAAGAAUAAAGGUGAUGUCAAUCUUGGUUUUCCAAAUAAUCGAUCACAUGUUUUACCUUCUUUCAACAGUCUAGUCACUCAGAUGUAAUCAUUCACAAUAUGUACGUGAAAACAUAAAUCGGUUGUCCAUUUUGACAACUAUCAAAUUGUUUCUAUCCGAAACAGAUUUAUUCGUGAAAGCGAGAUCACCGAUUUCUAUUAAUUCAUAUCUUACUUUUUACCAAUAACGAAACUUUCACUUGUAUGUCAUAAUUUUUUAAUGUUUUCUUUCUAAAAACCUGAGCAUUUUAAGUGAGUAUAUUUCAUUUGUUUGCUAUUUCCGUGUUUAUGCGCACAGGAUGAAUUUCAAUUUAUAAAACACUAAAAACUGGUUUUAAAAUUUUUUCUACUUACUGUUGUAUUGUUUGUAUACAUUAUUUCUCAAUGUACUGAGCUAAUCUGCGAUCUGCGUAAUCUCCAUUUUACAUCAAACUAAAUUUUUGAAACUAUUGAUUUGCCACAUAAUGCAUGCACAAAUAGGUUAAUUUUGAUUUCUUAAAAUAUUUAUCGUUUGCAUAAUUUAUUAUGAUUAGCAAUUACAUAUAUCUUUGUCACACA